ACUGGGGUUGUGAUCCCAUAUGUCUUGAGAAAUUUGGUUUGCCAUCUCUUAAAGUAAUUAGGAAAGGCAUAACCUAUGCUCCUUUUCAAAAUGUGAUGGGUUAAAUCCUUUCUUUCUAGGCCCUUUCAAAAUCAGUGGAUUUGCUGCUGAAGUGAGAUUCUCUCUUCCACGCAUGAAAUCAAGGUUGCUCCACCUGCAACUGGAGCCGUCAUGGAGAAAAGUGGAAACAUACAGUUGGAGAUUCCUGACUUCAGCAAUUCUGUUCUGAGCCACCUCAAUCAGCUGCGCAUGCAGGGCAGGCUGUGUGACAUUGUGGUCAAUGUUCAGGGCCAAGCCUUCAGGGCCCACAAAGUUGUGCUGGCUGCUAGCUCGCCUUACUUUCGGGACCACAUGUCACUCAAUGAAAUGAACACAGUCUCUAUCUCUGUCAUCAAAAGCCCCACUGUGUUCGAGCAGCUUCUGUCUUUUUGCUACACAGGGCGAAUAUGUCUCCAAUUAGCUGAUAUUAUAAGCUACUUGACGGCAGCCAGUUUUCUGCAGAUGCAACAUAUUAUAGACAAGUGUACACAGAUCUUGGAGGGCAUUCAUUUUAAAAUUAAUGUGGCUGAAGUUGAAGCAGAAUUGACCCAAACAAGAGGAAAGCAUCAAGAAAGACCUCCAGAUUCUCAUCGGGCUUCGCCAUCUAUGAAUCGCUCUCUGAGUCCACACCACAGCACUCCAAAAGGAAGCCGUAUGGGCCAGGUCAGCACAGUGCUGGAUAUUCGGGAACUUAGUCCUCCUGAGGAGUCAACAAGCCCUCAAAUAAUUGAACAGAGCUCAGAUGCAGAGAGCAGGGAACCCAUACUGAGGAUUAACAGGGCAGGGCAGUGGUAUGUGGAGACUGGAGUGGCAGACCAUGGUGGGCAGGGUGAUGAUGACGUCAAGGUCCUUGGAGCAGUACGAAUCAAAACCGAGAACUUGGAGGAGUGGCUCGGAACAGAAAAUCAGCCUUCUGGAGAAGAUGGGAGCAGCGCUGAGGAGGUUACAGCCAUGGUGAUUGAUACUACGGAGCAUGGAUCAUUGGGGCAGGAAAGUUAUACCUUAGGCUCAUCAGGAGCAAAAGUGGCCAGGCCCACCAGUACUGAGAUUGACAGAUUUAGUCCUUCUGGUAGUGUGGUUACUGAGCGGUACAGGUCAAAAAGCGAAUCUCCGUGGCGGAUGGAUGAACCUAAGCAACCUAAUUCUCAGGUGGAAGAUUCUGCUAUAGUUGGAGUUAGUGGCUAUGUUGAAUAUCUUCGUGAACAGGAAGUAUCCGAACGGUGGUUUCGUUACAACCCACGUCUUACCUGCAUAUAUUGUGCUAAAUCCUUCAACCAGAAGGGGAGCCUGGACCGGCACAUGCGUCUUCACAUGGGCAUCACACCUUUUGUUUGCCGUAUGUGUGGGAAGAAGUACACCCGAAAGGAUCAGCUGGAAUACCAUAUCCGGAAACACACGGGCAACAAGCCCUUUCAUUGCCACGUCUGUGGGAAGAGUUUCCCCUUCCAGGCCAUCCUCAACCAGCACUUUCGUAAGAAUCACCCUGGGUGUAUGCCCCUGGAGGGGCCACACAGCAUCUCCCCAGAAACCACCGUCACAUCAAGAGGGCAAGCUGAGGAGGAAUCCCCUCUUCGAGAAGAAGCUGGCAUGGCUGGGGAGACAGCACAAGGAUCUGUGUCCACCACUGGACCAGACUGAUGCAGAAUGGUAGAUGGGUGAGGGGGAUCCUCUCUUGAUGAUAAGCAAACCCCACUGAGAUGGCGAGUUGAUGUUGUCAUUUGGGCAGUGUUGCUGCUGGACAAAGACGCUCCUGAAAUGUUGCCAAAAUAGAGAAAAUAAGAUAACAAAGUGCUAAAUGAUUCCCCCUUUGCUCAUCUCCUUGGGGAGGGGGAAGCAAAACUGAGUCAAUUAACCUCUGCUUCAGGGAUUGACAGCUUUGAGAGGCUUUUUUACCAUGUUGAGUAAUGACAAAGGAGAGACAGUUUUUUAAAAAAAAUAAAUCUUGGUAACAGACAUUAUUCGGUCUGUGGGCUGUAGGGCUCUAGUUGUGAUGAGAGCAGAACAUUAACCUCUGCAUUCAUCACAGUAUACCACCAUAGGAAUCAUGUGGUGAAGAACUGCUUUUUGUGCCCCCUCUCCCAGGUAAUUUUUUAAAAAGAAUAAUGGUUUUCCUAGUACAACCUAUCUGUCCUGAGUGUAUUUUAUCUUGUUUUAUUUUGAGUGGCUUUUUAAAAAAGAAAAUGACCCAUUGCUUAAGGGCUUUUGGAGCAGUGGAGAAAUUUACCCGUUCAAGGUAUGUGGCCUUGCCUGUUUGUCUCCAUGUUAUGAGGCUAGCGACCUUAUCAGCAGUAUUUUGGAGAUGACAAUAUUUAAGUAACUAAGCUACUGAAAAAGAGGACAGUGUUUGGCUUGGCCAGGUUCAGAUGAUGUUUUCAGUUGCAAAAUUUGGGUAGUGCAAAACACAAUUUUUUGUCUUUGUGCACUGCAAAGACAGAAAAAAUAGGGUGACAUUUGCAGUUGUGAUGAAUUGUUACGAUCACAGGAUCUUUGCCUCCCUUGCACUUGAACUAAUAUAACAGCAAUAUUUGUAUAACAAAAUAAUUGAAUCUAGUAUGGGAAGAAAUCAUGGUUUGUUUGUCUGUUUCCCUUUUUAUUUUAUUUUUAUACAAAAAUGCAAAAAGAAAAAAAAUCACCUCCUAAUUAAUUAAUGAGAGUGAAUUUUCCAGUUUCUUACAAGCAAUGAUAGCUCCCUGAAUCUCCAUAUUAUUUCACUUAUGACGUUAUCAAGGAGAUAAGAACACAUUUGCCAAAUGUAGUAAAUAUGUGUCUAUCUCUUUUCCCCUAAGAAGUUCUGUAUACUUGAAAGGAGACAGUGGAGAAAAAUCUCUUGAACAUGUCUCAGAGACUAGCAAAAUAUAAGCAGUUUAAGUUUUCCUUUCAUGUUGGUUUGUACUAGAAACAAAAAGAGCUACUGUCUCUUCAAUAGGAUCACGGUGGUAUUGCAUCCUGGUAUUAUUGAUACUGGUAUCAUCAUCAUUACUGCAAAUGAUAUGUAUUCCAGGAAACCUGGAAAUUAAUUUACAAGAAACUAGUGGAGAAAGCAAAAAUGAAGCAGAAGUUUGAAAUGGGUAAAAGCUUAGUUGACAUUAUGAGAAAAGAUGGCCUUGUGACAAAUCUGCUUGUUCUUUUGAUAUUAACACUGGGCCAAUCCAGCCUCCUUAGGCAACAAGUUUUCCUGCUUGUAAAAAAAUGAGGAUAUUUUCUUAAUUCAUGUUUGGUUGGAAGAAUGAACAAAAACAUAUAAUUAUUUGAUACCCUCCACAACCUUUCUUUCUGUUUUUAAGCUGAGGAAUUUAUCACACUCCCCGCCUUGUGGUGGAGUGCAAUAAAUAAUAACUUCUCUUUAAACCACCCAAAAUGUCAAUGCACAAACUUAAAUAGUUGGACAAAACCCGCCUAGACAUUCAUCCACAUGCACAUGCUUUCUUUGUGAUUGAAAAGGGGGAGGGGGGGUAAUAGAAUUGAAAUUAUAUGCUGCUUUAGUCUUAGCUUUCAGAUUUACCAAAAAGAGGCAAUCUACACUAAAGAGCAUUGGAAAAUAUUUCUAGUUACUUAUAAUAAAGAUUUAGGCAUUUAAAAAUAGAACUUUAAAAAUAUUACCAAACUGUAAGGCAUACAUUUAUUUAUUUACACAUAUGUUAUAUAUAGUUAUAAUGAGAAAGUUUCUCUGUUGACUUGGGAUGGUGUGUAAUGACCAUACAAAAGAGUUUCCCCCAAAGCAGAAUGCAGCAAAAUCCUUCCAAGAUUAAGUAGCAAAGAGUUGACAUGGAGUACUGAAUGUGGUGUUCAUUGGAGCUGUGAGUUUCUUAAGUAAGCUCUUACUGUACUGAUACUGUGAACUGAGAGCUGCAAAAUAAUUCAGGAUCAUGUCAGCCAUUCCCUGCUUGCUAUUAGACAUGUCUUUAAUUAGAUUGACCAGAGUCGUUAAGCACUUCUUGUAUCUUAGUCUGGGCUUAGUUUUGUUUUGUUUUUUAAGUAAAGCUUGUGAAAGGUUUUUCAUUGCCACUGUAGAAAUGUAUAAUUUCUAAUUGCAUGCGAAGGAGCCACUGUUCUUGCCUAAAUCUCAUUUGAAGUGAGAUUUGCAGUUUGUAGCUAAAGACAUUGACCUCAUUCAGGUGUAAGGCUAAGCUAUUGCUUAGUAUUAUGAGAGGAAAUAUAUAUGAGCCAUAAGUUUAUAUGCUCCCCCUUUCUCUUCCAGUGCAUCCAGUGCUUUUGCUUCCUUUGUAAUUUUAUGUUUUAGAUUAAUUAUUGUUUAUCGAAAUAAGUUGAUUGGAAGUCACACUUUAUGAAGCUGUCUUUUUUAAUAAUGUGUGGUUAAGAUCAGCUGUGGCAUAUGGAUUGGACAGUGUUCUAAGCUUCAGUCUAAUAUCAGUGGAAGCCUCUGAUCUUCUCAUAACUCCGCCAGGAGAAGGGAACAUGUAAGUCCAAAGUUUAUUGUGGCUUGUUCUCAUAAUGCUGAACCAUGCUCUAAUAUAAUAUUUGAGUGCAGCCACUGUAAGGAAAAGGACCAUGGAUUGUUCGUGUAUGUAUCUGUGUGCACACUUUCACAUGUCUGCAAAGCAUGUGAAUGAUCUCUGGUUGGCAGUCAAAUACAUUUUUAAAACAAAGUUUGAUCGUUGCCAAAUUAAUGAGACUGUAAUCUUUUUUCUUCUUCUUCAAAAAAGCAAGUUUCUAGUCCUAAUGGUGAGAGAGAAAUACCCGAAAACAUUUGGGUAGUUUCCACUAGAAAACCUUAGCAGAUGGAGAGAGGUAUGUGUCUACUAAUAUGCUGGAAAAUUAUGAUAGUAAAGAAGUGGCUCAGCACUUACUUUUGUCCCCUUUUUCUUUGUCUCAAUCUAUUGUUACUGGUCUGUAACAAAAUAAAUUAGAGCAAAAAGUUAGAUAUUCUGCAGAAAAAAAUUGCAUGCAAAUUAUCUGUCUAAACAUAACAAAACACAUAGUUCAGUGCGCCCUUGUUUUACGCGGGGGAUCCGUUCCGGACACACACACCACGUAAAACAAAAAGCACGUAUGCUCGAGCCCGAUUGCAAGUAAUGGGGCUCAUGUUUGCAGUAUGUGGCGGCGGUGGCACAUGCAUGCCACAGGCACGUGCACCACUGUUUCUUCUGGUGCACAGAUCGAGAAGAAGCAGAGUAUAAUGCACCCACACAUCACACGGGCGCACUGUAGUUGAAUAUGUGCAAAUUAUGUUUUCAUUCAGGCUUGGUGUGAGUGCAAAGUCUAUACAGUACAAGCAACUGCUGAGGUCCUAGAAGCUUAGCAGGACUUUCUUAAUCCCUGUACUGAGAGCAUCCUUUUAAAAGGCAGCUGCAUUUGGGAGCCAUCAUUUAAAUUUUCCACAAUGCCUAGAGUUGCUUUUCUAGGUCAUUGUGUGCAGUUUAAAUGACGACUUCAGGCCUCUAGAACUGAAGUAAUUGAACUCUGCUGUUCUGCUGCUGCUAUGUUAGCUUUGUGGUGCCUCACAAGCACUUUUGUCCCUUCAGACCUGAAACUAGGCAUGAUUUCAGUUGUAUAACUUAUUCUGAGUAGCUUUGUAAAGUGUGGGUGGUGUUGAAGGCAGGAUUAUUAAAUCAUUUGAGGCUUUGGAUUUCAGACACACAAGGAAUGGUGCCUGUGGGCCAGAGAGUAGAAUCUAGCAGACCAGGGGGCAGAGACUAGUUGUAUCUAGAGGGUGUUGCUCUUGAUCAGUCAAGGGAAGAGCUUGGUUGUGCAUAGGGCUCAGGGUGGAGCUUAAUGGGCAUAAAGGUGCUGGAGGAAAUAGCAAAAGCUGUUCAGAACAUACAGAUCCUGAGAUUAGGGUUGGUUUAUUUUUUUGAAGUUGGGUCUGUAUCAUUCAAGAUCAAAAAUGACUAAGACAAAAAUGUGUGGUUUGGUGAGCGAAUUCAUUGUUUUGAGGACUCGCUUGCAAAGCUGGUUCAGUUGUCCAUAUAGACAUUGGUUUGUGAAGCAUAUUUGUUUGUAUAAAUGCCAGCUGUUUUUAAUGGAAGUGGCAAAUGAAGGUGAUUAGUUUAGAUAGAACUGGAAAAAUGUGCCAAUACUUUAUGUGUUACCAUAUUGGUUUUUACUGAAGAACAGUGGCCUAUAUAUACAAGAGUUUUCAUGUUCAGUUCUAUAACCUCAACCAUGAUGCCAGUCAUGACCUACUGUGCCAUUAGUAGCAUUAGCCUGGCCCAGACAGAGUGCUUGACUAGGUUCAGGCAUAUGCAGCUAUCAUUCUGUUUAGAUUCUAUAAUGCAAAUGAACUGGUGACCUACAUUUGUGUUCAAUGCAGCUACAAGUUUUUACCCUUGCAAAACUGUGAUUUCAACUGUGAUUCAAAGGGAAAGUUAUGCAAAAUCCCUUUCAUAUCAUUAAUACCUCAGCAAAGAAUGGCCCAAAUCCCAGACAUAUGUAUUGAGGUGUAUAACUGGUCUUACUGUUUUCAGUGGGACUUACUAAAACUGUUAGUUGGAUAGGGCCAGUGUGGUUAUCUUUAGUUUCAGAGAAGAUUGAAUAGUAAUUUUAUUCUUUGCCUAUGGUGAUAGUCUUCUGAGGGGAAUGAUACGUAGGUUUCAUAGCCCUAAGCUUGCAAAAACAAAAAACAAAUAAAUAAAGCCACCCAACCUUCAAAAUGUGAAUUUUUAACAUUACUCCCUCCCUAAACCUGCUUUUCUGUAUUGAUUUUGCCAUAGCAAUAGAAAUUCUGAACCAUAUCUAUGCUGCACUAGGAAGCAUAUCUGUGUAAAGGUUAAAUUAGUAAAAUGAAAUGUAGACAAUAAUCUUGUGAGCAUUUGAACUCAGACUUAUUUCUGAUUAAAUAUGCAUAAGAUUUGCCUAUAAAAAUAUUUGUCUAUAAAUAUUUGAUCAGGGAAACAGAUGGAAAGAAAUUGCUUUUUCCAAGGAUGCACACCUGAGAUUUGUGAAGUGGAUGCCACCUUUCUUGAUCUAAAGCACCUUUGGAUUAUGUACUUUGGUAACUUAGAGGAAAAGAGAUUCUGUCCCAAAGAGUCUCCUUCUUUGGAGGUUUUUAAAGAGAAGUUGGAUAGAUUGCCAUCUGUCAGGAGUGGUUUGAUUGUGUCUUCGUGCAUGGCAGGGGGUUGGACUGGAUGUCCUUGUGGUUUAUAAUUCUACCCUGAACUGCACAGAUGCAUUUUCCACAAUUAUUUUUCUAAAAUGUGUGCAUAGGUAUGCUAAAUCUGAUUGCCUGUUCCAUAAAUAGAAGGUACUAAAUCACAGCGGUAGCUCCUGACUGGAAGAAAAGGAGGCACUAUUCAUCCAUUCCCCUGCCAUCCCAUUUGUCAUCUCUUUGGUAGCUCCAGACGUUCCUCAGCAUCUCAAAGCAGGAGAAGGAGGAACAGUGAUGGUUCCUUCCUUGCCCCCUUUUCCCCACAGCAGUGAAACCCUGUUAAGCACCAGUCUGAUUCCAACUGGAUUAUUCUAAACAAAAUCCAAAUUUUAAAAUAUCUGAUGUUUUCCUAUAAAAAUAGUUUAUUACCAUCUAUUACAUCCCUCUGCAGAAGUUACAAAAUGGCCUAGGACUGUGUUGGAUAUGCCUAGCCUAAAAAUAUUAAUAUGGAAUUAAAGUAUUGUACCAUAACUUCCUCAUGGGGUAGAAUUCAGAGAGACAGACACGUUAGUCUGGAAUAUUAGUAUACAAAGGGAUCUGGUGUCAUCUUUGAGAUUUACUGUGCAAAAGAAGUUUUUUCCCCUUCUUUUAAGUUUUUCGCACAGUUCAUCUCAAAGGUGCCACAAGAUCCUUUUGCGCACAAACUUCCUCAUGUAGAUCAUAAAUUAUUUUGUCAUCGAUGCUUUUAAGGGAAACCUAAAGUAGGUUAAAAGGAGGUGCGGGGCCAUGUAGUACAGUUAUGCAAUUUGCUUCUCGGUGGUUCAUUAGUGAUCACCAGCAAGCAGUUGCUAUUGGGUGAGCAGAUGGAAAGAUUCCUAAAGAGAACAUUCCACUAGGCAUUUGUAGCUCCUCCAAUGCAAGUCUGUGGUCAGUGUCUGGCAGAUGUUGACCACAGAGUUGCAUUGGAGGAC
This is a messenger RNA of Sceloporus undulatus (fence lizard), 8094 nucleotides long. It is a transcript of the gene ZBTB37, whose product is annotated as zinc finger and BTB domain containing 37. The record is from RefSeq and is a predicted model, not a curated record. NCBI's taxonomy places the organism in Eukaryota, Metazoa, Chordata, Lepidosauria, Squamata, Phrynosomatidae. Gene Ontology annotation, molecular function: RNA polymerase II cis-regulatory region sequence-specific DNA binding; DNA-binding transcription factor activity, RNA polymerase II-specific; protein binding. The transcript is spliced from 4 exons. Bases 211 to 1716 code for a protein of 501 amino acids. Gene Ontology annotation, biological process: regulation of transcription by RNA polymerase II.